AUGACCGUGGACAACGCAGACGAUUGCCAGGCGACCUAUGCGCCGCCGACGAGCCUGAUGCGCGACAUAUUCCGGUCGGUGGACAGUUUGAUGCCGGUACCGUUCACCGGCUGUCGGCUCCACCUGCUGUCCAAGACCCCGAUGCUGGGGUGGCCGAUCACGACGGUGUUCAAGCUCAACACGGAUGGCCCCAAGCCGAGCGGACUGUGGAUGUCGGCCUUGUACGAAAUAUCCGAGUGGCGGGGCAUUAACGCGUCCGCCAUGACCGACUUGAACCCCAAGUCGGGCAAGUGGAACUUUGAAGCGAUCGGUCGGUUGGAGAUCGGCGGCAACAGGCUGGACGCGUCCCUGGCCGGACAGGUGUGCGGAUGGCUUAAUCCCGUCAAGUUUCUGGUCAACUUGGACUACUGGUUUCCGACCCGGACGCUGUCUUUGACCAUCGACCCGCUGUUUAGGCACUGUUCAUUCCAAAUCUUGCAAUCCGUGACAGAUCGGCUGUCGUUGGGCGUAAAUUUGGCGUACAAAAGGGACACCUCGUGCGGCCUUGACGAGUCUCAUUUACGGCCAAGCCUAGUGGCCAAGUACGCAGGGCCCUCUUACCUGGUCAGUGGUAGAGUAAGCACGACAAGCUGGGCAACCAAGCUGGCGUACUACCGCCAUUGCACAGAUUGGCUACAAACAGGCACCACGGUUGAUUUGGAUCCGGCCCAUUCGAUAGUCACUACCCGGUUGGCAUUUCGCAUUCUGUCAGACACGUCCGUGUUCCGGGCUGCCAUCGACACGAACGGCAUCGUCAGCAGCUUAUGGGAGAAACGGCUGGGCGAUCGGAUGGCCAUGUCGCUGAGCACAUUCCUAAACCACGCGGUGGAUAAUUACGGGGUGGGCAUCGGGCUGUCGUUCGAAUAA
Rhopalosiphum maidis (corn leaf aphid) is the source of this 906-nucleotide messenger RNA. RefSeq lists its product as uncharacterized. NCBI's taxonomy places the organism in Eukaryota, Metazoa, Arthropoda, Insecta, Hemiptera, Aphididae. The transcript is spliced from 2 exons. Gene Ontology annotation, cellular component: mitochondrial outer membrane; mitochondrial outer membrane translocase complex. The coding region runs from base 1 to 906 and encodes 301 amino acids. Gene Ontology annotation, biological process: protein import into mitochondrial matrix. The record is from RefSeq and is a predicted model, not a curated record. Gene Ontology annotation, molecular function: transmembrane protein transporter activity.